Messenger RNA from Syzygium oleosum, 2693 nucleotides. RefSeq names its product cell division cycle protein 27 homolog B-like. NCBI's taxonomy places the organism in Eukaryota, Viridiplantae, Streptophyta, Magnoliopsida, Myrtales, Myrtaceae. Gene Ontology annotation, molecular function: protein binding. Gene Ontology annotation, biological process: cell division. The record is from RefSeq and is a predicted model, not a curated record. The transcript is spliced from 16 exons. The coding region runs from base 35 to 2320 and encodes 761 amino acids.
CCUCCCUCUCUCUUGAAGCGAAGCGAAGGCAGCCAUGGAAGCGAUGCUGGCGGACUGCGUGCAGAACAGCCUGCGGCACUUCAUGUACCGGAACGCCAUCUUCAUGUGCGAGCGCCUGUGCGCCGAGUUCCCUUCCGAGGUGAAUCGGCAAUUGUUAGCUGGUUGCUACCUGCACAACAAUCAAGCUUACUGUGCUUACCAUAUUCUGAAGGGGACACAGAUGCCUCAAUCACGCUACUUGUUUGCAAUAUCGUGUUUUCAGAUGGAUCUGCUCAAAGAGGCCGAGUCAGCAUUAUGCCCUGCCAAUGAGCCCGGGGCAGAGGUUCCAAAUGGUGCUGCUGGUCACUACCUUCUUGGCCUUAUCUACAGAUAUACUGAUAGAAAGAGAGGUGCCAUCCAUCACUUCAAGCAAGCUCUGUCAACAGAUCCUUUAUUGUGGGCUGCAUAUGAGGAGCUCUGUGCCUUAGGUUCUGCUGAAGAAGCGGCUGCAGUUUUCGGUGAGGCAGCUGCUGCUUGUAUUCAUAAGCAAUACUUGCCCAAUGGGUUUUCCCCUCAAAAUGCAGAUAUGUCAAGUGAGGAUCACAACUUAAAUACAGCCAGGAGGUCAAUGGAUGAUGUGAGCUCAAGGCAACUGAAACAAAUGCUAGGCAAUAAUGCAAGAGAUGUUGCCGGAAGCUACCAUGGAACUACUGCGUCUUCCCGAGGUUCUGGUCAGCCUCUAAACGGUGGAUCUUCUCAGUUGUCUCAAUAUAAUACUCCUUCCCCAGUUGCUACACAGUCUCUGCAGUUGUCAUGUGCUGCACCCCCACCACCGUGUAGAAAUUUGCAGCCAAAUGGACCAAACUUGAGUGCACUUGGCGUUGAUAGCUCCCCAAGGUCAACUGUAAACUCGACGAUUCAAGCUCCUCGAAGAAAGUUUGUAGAUGAAGGAAAAUUGCGAAAGAUAUCGGGAAGAUUGUUUUCUGAUUCUGGUCCUCGACGAAGUACAAGACUUGCUGGAGAUGCAGCGGCAAAUGCAACUACAAAUGCAACAUCAGCUGCUGGAAAUGGUGCUAGCAACUCCUCUAAGUAUCUUGGAAGUUCAAAACCGAGUUCUGCAGCACUUCGUGCAGUGACCUUCCGAAAAGGACAGUCUUGGGCUGGUGAAAAUUCUGAUGAAGGAGUACGGAAUGAGGUUACUGAUGAUUCUCGUUUCAAUCCUACAUUGGCAAAUUUUUCUUGUCCUUCGGGGGACAAUAGAACCUUUGAUCAAGAAGGAGCAAGUAUGCCUGUUGCUGGGCCUGUACUGACUAGUGCAAGGGUUUUAACUGGCACAGCAGAAGUAUUAGGUCUGCUAAGAUUAUUCGGGGAAGCCUAUAGGCUUUCCUGCAUGUACAGAUGUCAGGAUGCACUAGAUAUUUACUCAAGACUUCCACACAGGCAUUACAAUACAGGCUGGGUGCUUUCACAGGUUGGCAAAGCGUACUUUCAGUUGGUCAAUUAUAUGGAAGCUGAUCAAGCCUUUAAUCUCUCUCGUCGCGCAUCUCCCUACAGUUUAGAAGGAAUGGAUAUUUACUCAACUGUUCUUUAUCAUUUGAAGGAAGAUAUGAAGUUAAGUUACCUAGCUCAAGAGCUGAUCGCAGCAGACCGUCUAGCUCCUCAAUCAUGGUGUGCCAUGGGUAAUUGCUAUAGCUUGCAGAAGGACCAUGAAACUGCUCUGAAGAAUUUCCAGCGAGCGGUGCAGCUGGAUUCAAAAUUUGCAUAUGCCCAUACUCUUUGUGGUCAUGAGUAUGUAUCUUUGGAGGAUUUUGAAAAUGCGAUUAAAAGUUAUCAGACUGCCCUUAGAGUCGAUGCUAGACACUAUAAUGCCUGGUAUGGGCUUGGAAUGGUUUAUCUUCGCCAAGAGAAGUUUGAGUUCUCAGAGCAUCACUUCCACAUGGCUUUUGAGAUAAAUCCAUGUUCUUCAGUUAUAAUGUCAUACCUUGGAACAGCUUUGCAUGCCUUGAAGAGAAGCAAGGAAGCUUUGAUGAUGAUGGAGAGAGCUAUUUUAGCUGAUAGAAAGAACCCUCUUCCCAUGUAUCAGAAGGCUAAUAUACUCAUCAGCCUGGAAAAGCUUGACGAAGCCUUAGAAGUCCUAGAGGAGCUUAAAGAAUAUGCCCCUCGAGAAAGCAGCGUAUAUGCUCUGAUGGGCAAGAUUUACAAGUCACGGAACAUGCAUGCGCAGGCCAUGCUACAUUUUGGCCUUGCUCUGGAUUUAAAACCAUCAGCAACUGAUGUUGCCACCAUUAAGGCUGAGAUAGAAAAGUUGCAUGUCCCAGAUGAAGUAGAAGAUUGCUUAUAGUUUUAAUCAAAGCUGGGAAGUUCAGAAGAGACCAUGAUGCACAUUAUCCGGCUCUGAUCGCUUGGCCUUGAUGCUUGCGCUUUCAAGGGAUGGCAAACAUAAUUGAUUAGUCCUCGAUCCAUCGAACAAAUAGUGCCCCUUCCGGCGGGCAGGUUCCUCGAUCUCAGUUUUGUAGGUUACUGGGUCAUUGACGGGGUGAAUCGGCUAAACAAAGGUAAGGCUGACUCACAUGUAUGCACAUCUGUACCAUGUCAAAAUGUAGUAGACGCUACAUUCAUCUGCUUCAACCUUUUUUCAGGCAUUUUUACUGCUCAUUUUAAGACGCAAUGCCUUUUACAAAAUCUAGAGGAGGCACCUCCGUCAAUUCUCGCCA